Messenger RNA from Rhodofomes roseus, 3731 nucleotides. RefSeq lists its product as uncharacterized. Gene Ontology annotation, cellular component: IRE1-TRAF2-ASK1 complex. Gene Ontology annotation, biological process: mRNA processing; protein phosphorylation; intrinsic apoptotic signaling pathway in response to endoplasmic reticulum stress. The record is from RefSeq and is a predicted model, not a curated record. NCBI's taxonomy places the organism in Eukaryota, Fungi, Basidiomycota, Agaricomycetes, Polyporales, Fomitopsidaceae. The transcript has 6 exons. Gene Ontology annotation, molecular function: ATP binding; RNA endonuclease activity; protein serine/threonine kinase activity. The coding region runs from base 116 to 3568 and encodes 1150 amino acids.
CUCAGCGCUCAGCGAUGUCUCAACCAAGUCUCAAGCAUCUUGCGUCUUGCUCUUAUCCCCCAUCUUUCGCCUCCAUCUCUUCCACCUCGUCUUCCUGGCUAUGAGGAUAUGAAGAAUGACCAUUCAAGGUCUCCUUGUUGCUUUGCUUGCUGCCGGGAUAUGCCUCGGAGAGCCCGUCGUCUCACCAUGGACCGCCAACCGCGACCUGUCUACGGAUGUCCAACUGCGCCGUGAUUCCUAUCGACUAGCACAAGGGUCAGCUGCGACGAACGGUUUGGACCUCUUGGAAAUUGUGUUGGUAGCUUCUGUGGACGGGAGGCUGCAUGCGCUCAACAGGACGUCGGGAGACUUCAUCUGGUCAAUGAAGACGGCUUCGGGCACGGAGCCAGCAACCCUCGGCCCUCUCGUGCGCACGAAGCACCCGGAAAUAGACCCGGACCUCACAGACGACGACUCUGUGCACAGAGAAGUCUACCUCGUUGAACCGCAGUCUGGCGACAUCUACAUCAUGUCUACCCCGGAUGGCCCCCUGCAGCGACUUCCGUUCUCUAUGCCUCAGCUCGUCGACAUGUCACCCUUCAGCUUUCCUUCGGAUGACGACCGGAGGAUGUUCAUAGGCCGUAAGGAGACGUCAUUACUAUUGGUAGAGCUGGAGACGGGGAGGGUAAGGACGAUGAACCAUGAGUGCCCUUGGGAUCCGUUCCAGGACCUGGCUGAGCCUGCAGAGUUCGGCCUCGACCUCGACGACCUUGAGGGCGCAGAACCGCCCAAGCGGGCUUCCAGGCCGACCGAAGUGUUCAUUGGGCGUACCGACUACCAUAUCUCGAUACACACUCGCCCUUCGCGGUCCUCAGCUAUCAGACCGCCAGUACAGAAUCUGUCCUUCUCCGUAUACGGACCCAACAACCAGGAUCUCGGGAUCCAGUCCGUGUACCGCCGCACCGCUGACAACGCGUACAUUCAACCCCUGCCAAAUGGCGAGAUCGUCUCCUUCACGUCCGACGUUGUACAAGGUGCCGACUCUGAUGUGGCACGGAAUACCCAUUUCGAAUGGGGUCGGGCAUUCUCCACACCUGUUGUCGCUGUCUUCGACAUCCUACGUUCGCCCCAGCGUUCGCAGCCUUUCGUGCUUCUACAGCCCCGUCUGCAUCUGGAGGACAUCCUCCCCUCCGCCGAGCUCCGCAAAGCAGCCGCACGUCAGAGUAUGCCAUUCGAUGCGGCCUUCGUAGGCAUCGUGGAGGAGACGGGCUCGCUCUACGCUAUGGGCCCAGACACAUUCCCCCUCGUCAUCUUCGGCGAUGCAGGCGUCGGGCGCUUCCUCGAUGCUGCGCCGCGGGACACUCAUUUCGACGACGAAUUCGGGCGCGACGGGGAUCUGCCGGGGGAUCUCGACUCCGUCACGCGUCGGGCGAAGGAGCGACGAAUGCAAAAGAUGUGCAGGGAGGGCAGCAACGACCUUCGGUGCCUCACGGGUGUGCGUCGACUAGAGGCAGGGACACAGUCGAGGUUCAGUAGACUGCUGGACGCUGCGCCGGUGGUGCCAUCCCCGCUGCCCGAGCGCAACAUCAGUGUCCACGCAGCAACAAGUCAGGAGAACUCCACGAUGUCAGCCCAGAUCAUCUUGGACUCGGAGCGUGUCUCAUCUCUGAGCGCGUCCACGUCCGCUCUAUCGGCCUUCGCUGUGUGUGCGUUGGCGCUGCUCAUCGCUUUCGUAUGGAUGGGCUUGAAGCGCAAGUCGGGCAAGCCGUCGAACCCCAUAUCCACUACCGCCGUCGAACCUGAGACGAAGGUGGGACCCGUUGAGAAGGACGCUCCUGUCUCGCCUACGCCGGCGAAUGGUGAUGCGAUGCUCAGCGGUUCCGCAACGGACGGCUCCCCGGCUCGAAAGCGUACCGUCUCAACAGCCUCUCGACCCAGUACGCCUCGCCCGGGUACACCUAUGAAGCGGCCGUCCACCAUUGCCAUCUCCGAGCUGGCAGCAGACCCGGACGGGGACGCUGUCGAAGGCGACGACAGUGAUAAGGAUGGCGAUGGGGAACAGCCGGCGAGGCGUAAGGGCGUACGUCGAAAGCGAGGGAGGAAGAAACGUGGCGGAGCUGGUGGUGUGGAAGACGACAAAGACAAUGGCGAUGAGGCGGCCAAUGGUGAUUCUCCCAACGGAAAUGCUAAGGACGAUGCUGGUAAGGACGAUGCGCAUGUGGUGGACCAGUCUGCCAUCGCCGCUCCUCCGCCAGCUGCGACAUCGGUCGAGCCGUCGCUUAUCGUGUCGGACACUGUGCUGGGCUUUGGAUCGCAUGGGACAGUCGUCUACAAGGGCUCUCUACAAGGACGUGCAGUUGCCGUCAAGCGUCUUUUGCAAGACUUCGUCACCCUAGCGUCCCGGGAAGUGACCGUCCUUCAGGAGUCUGACGACCACCCGAACGUCAUUCGGUAUUACUACCAGGAAUCUCGAAGCAACUUCUUGUACAUCGCACUCGAGCUCUGCCCAGCCUCCCUUGCGGAUAUCAUCGAACGCCCCGACGGGUACCACGAGAUCGUCGGCGCGUUUGAUCCCAAGCGCGCUCUCCGCCAGGUCACUGCCGGUUUGAGGCACUUGCACGCUCUCAAGAUUGUCCACCGAGACAUCAAGCCCCAGAAUAUCCUUAUUUCUCAUGCAAAGCGUGGCGCAGGCCACAGGAUGCUCAUUUCGGACUUUGGGCUAUGCAAAAAGCUCGACAUUGACCAGACGAGUUUCCUGCCUACCGCCCACGGUGCGUUUGGCGCCGGCACUGUCGGGUGGCGAGCGCCGGAGAUCCUGCGCGGCGAGGUGAAGCUCGAUGAAACCACCGGGGAUGACUCGCAAUCGGGCUCCUCACGAGGGUCCGUGGGCACACCGCGGACAGGCACACCGACGGGCAAGCCAGCACGCUUGACCAAGUCGGUCGACAUCUUUGCGCUGGGUUGUCUGUACUAUUAUGUACUCACGAACGGCGGGCACCCGUUCGGCGACAGGUUCGAGCGGGAGGCGAACAUCAUGAAGAAUGCGAAGUCGCUGGAAGGCUUGCAGUGCUUUGGGGAAGAGGGCUCAGAAGGCGCUGACCUGAUCAACCGUAUGUUGAGUCCAGAAGCAUAUGACCGGCCGGAUACCACUUCGUGCUUACUACACCCGUAUUUCUGGGAUCCGGGAAGGCGAUUAACCUUCCUCCAAGACGCCUCCGAUCGGUUUGAGAUCAUGUGCCGUGACCCGCGAGACUUCAACUUGAUCCUACUCGAAACGGGUGCUGCUCAAGUCGUGGGCACCGACUGGCACUCUAAGCUUGACAAGCUGUUCAUCGAGAACCUGGGCAAAUUUAGGAAGUAUGACGGCAAGGCCGUGCAGGAUUUACUACGCGCAUUGCGGAACAAAAAACACCAUUAUCAAGACCUCCCCGACAACGUCAAGCGCCUUCUCGGUUCUAUGCCAGAAGGCUUCCUUGCCUACUUCACCCGGCGCUUCCCCCUUCUCUUCAUACAUGUCCAUACUGUCGUCGCCAACUCCACUCUCCGCAAUGAGUCCAUGUUCCGCACGUAUUUUGAGCUAUCUGACUGAUCGCAUGCAUCAUCCUCUGGAACUCCUCAUCUCCGCUCGUCACUGAUUUAUUUGUCAUGCUGUAUUUCUAUGGAUAUCGCAAUGCUGUCUGUGCUAGUAUACAUUAGAAUGGACCUAUUGGAUCAUACAUAUUCUUGUGUGCGUGGUCAUUGGUUGUGGGAUA